CCCUUUUUCACUGACACUUACGUUCGGCCGAGACUUACGUACUGUUUUGCGUUUGCUUUGAAAAUCACCCCCCUCCCGUCUCCUCUGCAAAUAAAAUAAAUCAUCCGCUCCGACUCCGAAUCGAAUCCGACGAGGCCGAUAAUUCGGGCGCCAUGAAAAGAACAAUUACUAUAAAAGUGGUACACGUAAAGUACUAGGUUCGAUGUUUAUAUAAAAGGUUAUAAACUUUGAAAACGCUCACCCAAAGCACCCAAAAUACUCUUAUUUAUUUUUGGAGAUAUAAACAAGCUUCCAAUCAGCCACACCGAACUUCUUAUCACAAAACGACGUACCCAGAAACAACAACAACACAACAAAAGAUAGCGCAACAAGCUGUUGGCCCGCCGAAUCGGAAUUUCUGUGGACGGAGAAACUCUCGAGAAACCUAAGGUCUGACGUGUCGCUUGAUUACGGGCGGUAGAAGAACGGAACGGAGCAGUGAUGUGUGGAAAUCCGGCUGUGGGAAACGGGACGAGGGCUUUGAUUCUGGUCGGGGGCUACGGCACCCGGCUGCGACCUCUGACCCUCAGCACGCCCAAGCCACUGGUAGAGUUUGCCAACAAGCCGAUUCUGCUGCACCAACUAGAGGCCCUUGUGGAUGCGGGAUGUCGCCAGGUAAUUUUGGCAGUCAGCUAUCGAGCUGAGCAAAUGGAAAAGGAGCUGAAAGUGGAGGCUGACAAACUGGGCGUGGAACUGAUCUUCUCCCACGAGACCGAACCCCUGGGAACAGCCGGGCCCUUAGCCCUAGCGAAAAACAUUCUAGCAGCCAGUACAGAGCCCUUUUUCGUGCUCAAUUCGGACGUCAUCUGCGAUUUCCCCUUUAAGCAACUAGUUCAGUUUCAUCGUAAUCAUGGAAAAGAAGGCACUAUUGUGGUCACAAAGGUCGAAGAACCCUCAAAAUAUGGAGUUGUGCUGUACGAUGAGUCCGGCUGCAUCAAAAACUUUAUUGAGAAGCCGCAGGAGUUCGUUAGCAACAAGAUCAAUGCCGGCAUUUACAUCUUUAAUCCCUCAGUGCUUGACCGAAUAGAAGUUAAGCCCACAUCAAUAGAGAAAGAGGUAUUUCCGACCAUGGCGCUGCAGCAAGAGUUGUAUGCCAUGGAUCUUACUGGAUUCUGGAUGGACAUCGGUCAGCCCAAAGACUUUCUAACUGGCAUGUGCCUUUAUCUCAGCUCGCUCAGACAGAAGCAAUCUCCCAAGCUAUACACAGGACCUGGAGUGGUAGGAAACGUGUUGGUGGAUCCCACGGCUAAGAUUGGCGAGGGUUGUCGCAUCGGGCCUAAUGUAACCAUUGGACCGGACGUGGUUAUCGAGGAUGGUGUGUGCAUUAAGCGCUCGACCAUCUUAAAGGGCGCCAUCGUUCGCUCACAUUCUUGGCUGGAUUCCUGCAUUGUCGGUUGGCGAUCAACUGUGGGUCGUUGGGUUCGCAUCGAGGGCAUCACUGUGCUGGGCGAGGAUGUAAUCGUCAAAGAUGAGCUUUACGUUAAUGGAGGCCAAGUCCUGCCCCAUAAAAGUAUUGCCGCUAGUGUCCCAGAACCACAGAUAAUCAUGUAAGCCGAUGGUUCACAUCGGUUAGUGUAAAUACAAUAUAGUUUUCUUCAGUUC
Molecule: messenger RNA, 1641 nt
Organism: Drosophila subpulchrella
Lineage: Eukaryota; Metazoa; Arthropoda; Insecta; Diptera; Drosophilidae
Gene: Gmppb
Product: mannose-1-phosphate guanyltransferase beta
Exons: 4
Coding region: 481-1590 (369 amino acids)
Biological process (GO): cell wall mannoprotein biosynthetic process; GDP-mannose biosynthetic process
Cellular component (GO): cytoplasm
Molecular function (GO): mannose-1-phosphate guanylyltransferase (GTP) activity; GTP binding
Source: RefSeq, a predicted model, not a curated record